CAGAGCAGUAAACAACGAACAGCGCUUAGUGCCACAUCACGGAAUCUUAUCGCUCUCGUUCGACCAAAAGCCAAAAACCCAACCAAAACCGACUAACCCGAGACCAGAAACCCGGACCCCCGAGCAAAUACGAAGCUGCCUCGGCUGUAGAACAAACAAGUCAUCUAGUAGCGUGCUGUUGCUGUUGCUGUUGCUGUUGCUGCAGCAACAACAACUACAAAUCGAGACAUAUAGUACAGCGACGGACCAGGUGAACCAGCUUCAAAGGAGUCACUCACACACACGCACACUCGCCCUCUGACGCAUGAUCUUUUUGGCGAGAGAGCGGAGCAACAACAACAGCGCAAGAAGCUGCUGCGCAGUUAGCGGAAAACAAAAAGAGACAAAGGAGGAUAAGAAGGAGAAAGAGAAGGAGCGGAUAACUAGUUAAAAUUUAGUUACAACUACUAUUGUAAUGGCAGCUAUUGCGGCAUUGCCAACUACCACGUUGCGUCGCAACAACAACAAAGGGAUCAAAUCCCGUCGAAAUGAGCGUAAUAUCCUAACUUUCUACGAAAAGAUUGCCGUGAUCCGUUACUAUGAGGAGACCAAUAUUUCGAGAAACAGUUUGGCCAAGAUGUUCCACUGCUGCGCCACCCAAAUUCGCCGGAUCCUGGAUAAGAAAAAGGACCUGCUCCAACAAUUGGCCACCUUGAGCGAAGCCGAUGCUUCUAUUAUUAUUGAAGAGAUGACGCGCAAGCGCCGUAAGUUCGAGAUGAGUGCCAUUAGUUUCCUUUUACACGAAUGGGUAGAAAGAUGCACCCAACUCCACUUGAACAUAAGCAUUCGGAACCAAAAACUCAAGGAAACAGCUAUCAGAAUGGCAGCAGUUUUAAACCUGCCCUCAUUUAGACCCUCUUAUCGGUGGCUAAACCGAUUCCGUGGAAAGUACAAGUACGAGGCCGAUGAGUUGGGCUACCAGGGAGAGAAUCCCUUAAACCAGGAUCUGCCUGUCGAGGACAUCAUUGUGGAGUUCAAGCAUGCGCUGCCGAACUUUAUGCAACGCGAGUUGGCUGAGCCAGCCGAAGGUGCGACUAAAGGACCUGUUGUACCAGAUUUCGUUAACCUCUCUAGUGAGAAUAGCCUGAUGUCGGAUCACCUCGAGGAGGAUGAUGGAGUGGAGAUGGUCACCUGUGAGCCCACCAUGGUGGCCUCACCAGGCAGCACGCCAGAAGAAGAGGAGGAGGAGGAGGAAGUAGUCUCUCCCCAGGAAGGCCAGGAAAACACCGAGGAUCAAAUGAACGCCGGGACCAGCACCCUGCUGAAUGGCGUUUUCCCGCACCUGGCCAUCAUCCACCAGUUCGCUCUGAUGAACUCGGAUGUUCAGGCAUUGGAGCUCAUCUCCCAGCUGGGCGUGCACAUGCAGCAGCAGGCUGUUUCUGGAGCUUAUCGCACCCUGUCGCUGGCGACGACGAAUGGAGUUGGCGAUGCCCAAACGGAUUCGGUAACAAACUCCCUGCCAGAACUGCCACCGGGUAGCAUUUACGCAGAUAUCGAUGACAUCGAGUUGAUCGAGUAGGAUCGCCAAAUGGAAACCAAUUCUAAGCUAGCCUGAGCUUCAAUGCCAUAAAAUAGUUGUCUAGUAUUUAUGAUCUAUACACUUAAAAGUGAUUUGAUUUAUAUCAUUACGAAAGUACUUAGUAAUACUGUCGAUUUUAAUUGAGUUUUUUAAGAGAGCUUACGUUUCAAUUAGUUUUAAAUAAACAAGCACUGCUUAUGAUGUAAACGUUUAAA
Messenger RNA from Drosophila subpulchrella, 1773 nucleotides. RefSeq lists its product as uncharacterized. The transcript is spliced from 3 exons. Bases 455 to 1558 code for a protein of 367 amino acids. The record is from RefSeq and is a predicted model, not a curated record. Gene Ontology annotation, molecular function: DNA binding. Lineage: Eukaryota; Metazoa; Arthropoda; Insecta; Diptera; Drosophilidae.